AUGCAAUCGAUAUCCUCGACAGCGGCAAUAUACCGCCCCAAGAAGCCGAAGCUGAAUUUCCGUGCCUUCUACAUUACAAUUCUGUUCAUAUCUGUAUUUGCAGUCAUAAGCUUGGUAGCUGAUCAGAGCGCGAGAUAUAAACAAGGUUCUCACUAUGGAUUGGCACAAAGACGAGCUUUGGAGGCAUUGGACAGCAGGAGGUUGGUUAAAAGGGACGAAGAGUGCCGAUUAGUACAUCAUGCGAAAGACAAAUGCGCUUUCAUAAAAGCCAAUUGUCCCGAUGAAGAAGCUGGGCUUCUUUCUUACCUAUCUCUCUACUACUGUGAUUUGCAGUCGGCGCAACCUGUUGCAUUCGUCAUCCUCGCAUUAUGGCUCGCUCUUCUUUUCACGACCAUUGGAAUCGCGGCGUCUGAUUUCUUCUGUAUCAAUUUGUCGACGAUAGCGAGCAUAUUGGGGAUGAGCGAAAGCAUGGCGGGCGUUACCUUCCUUGCCUUUGGAAACGGAAGUCCAGACGUCUUUUCAACAUUUGCUGCCAUGAGCUCACAUAGCGGGAGUUUGGCAGUCGGGGAACUGAUCGGGGCGGCAGGUUUCAUAACAGCUGUUGUUGCUGGGUCUAUGGCAUUAGUUCGUGAAUUUAAAGUCGGCAAGAAGACCUUUGUUCGAGACGUUGGAUUCUUUAUCGUUGCUGCAAGCUUCAGCAUGAUAUUUCUGGCGGACGGACACCUCCACCUAUGGGAGUGUUGUGCUAUGAUUGGAUUUUAUGUUUUUUAUGUGGUUGUGGUUGUGGUUUGGCAUUGGUAUCUUGGACGACGACGCGUACGGCGAGAGAGAGAAGCAGCUGCUCGAGGACAUUACCUGGCGACAACAAAUGAAGAAAUCGAGGUUUCGGAAGAAGAUGACGAUGACGAAGACGCUCCCGCAGGACAGGGCCGUUAUCGAGAUGAGGAGGACUUCAACGCUUUGGAAAGUGGGAUGAGCCCAGGAUAUGGGGGAUCUCAAAUGUCAGAUAGCGAUGGCGAUGGGGACCAGGGAAUGCACCUUGCUGCAGAAAUGGCCAGCAGUAUGCGAGUCACGAGACCUAGAGGUCAUCGAAGUAACACUAUCACGCCAAUUCGACCAAGUUUAGUCGGUGCUUUGGAGUUUCGAUCGGUUCUUUCGUCUCUCCAAAAGUCUCGAGGAUCAUAUUCCAGACCAAUUCAUCUUCGCCGAUAUUCCGACGACCCUACUGGAGGCAAUACCAUAGACGAUUAUGUCCAUCAGAAUGGCCGUUUAGGCCCAUUCUCAGAUAUAGCAUCUAAUAUUAUCAUUGCUCCACCUGAAGAAUCGGAAGACAGUCAAGAAGGAACCAAUUCAAAACGAGUACGAGCGGUAUCGAUGAACGAUGCAGAGGGGGCGAGGGCUCCACAUCCGGCAGCUUUCAGUGUUGCUACAAUACCAAAUAUCGGAGUCGUUGCAGCGACCCCUACGCUUCCGAGAAACUUCAAUCUAGAACUGCAACCACCAACGGAGAACUUACCUGUACCCCCAUCACCCGCGAUUUCGCUUUCACCUCCUCCUUCGGUAGGAACUACUAGAGAGCCUAGUCCAAACCCGGCCAGGGAGCACCGAAAACGGGACAGUCUUGCGCCGCCUGAUGACUAUUUCCCUCGUCACCUACGGACUGAGCUGAGUAAAGCUGAAGCGGCGCAAAAUGAGAGAUCGAGGGCACCUCUGCGGCCGCGACUUGAAAUUCCAAACUCCACGUCAAGAGAUAGCUCACGCUCGCCAGUUUCUCCGGUGAUUCAGUUUCCUGCUUAUACCGAUUCGCCAAUGCCUAUGUCUGCUCAUAGUUCCAGGCCACCAAGCCUGUUACUCCCCGAGAAUGCUCUGACGCCUGAGUCUAGUUAUACUCAGCAGGGGCUAGAGUCUGAUUUCCAACAGAGGCCAAUUUCAUGGUGGCCUUACCGUUUCCUUCCAAGCCCUUAUGUUCUACUUUCGACGUUGUUCCCGACUUUGUGUAUCUGGAAGGACAAAUCGAUAUGGGACAAGUUCGUGAGUGUUGUUUCUGCUCCAAGCAUUUUUCUUCUAGCAAUUACACUUCCGGUUGUGGAAUCCGAUAACCAGGAGGACACCACCGACCCUUCGCCUUCAGCAAUCGACGAAAGGGCUCCACUCAUUCGACCAAGGGGAGAAUCUAUACCUCUUCUUGUUCCGGAUAGUCCGUCCUUAGAACCGGAAGCCGAAUGGACUCGAUAUCGUAGAGCUACAGGAAGUAUUCGCGGGCACCCUUCUCCCCACCUUAAUGGGCAGGCAAUCCACGACACGGCACACGUUGCAAUUUCUGCUGAGAAUCAUCAUCAGCACCAUCAGCACCCAAAGCCUGACACGUUAAAGCCCAGUACACCAAAGCGCAGUGAUGCUGGAGAACACCUACAGGCUACCAGUCCCACCAAUGGAAACCCGCCACCAGGGGAUUGGAAUCGCUGGCUUGUAUCCGUUCAAAUAUUCACAGCUCCCUUGUUCACCGUGUUCAUUGUGUGGGCAAAUACAACACCGACUUUGGGCUGGCUUGUUAAAUUAGUACUCUAUUCCUUGUUGGGAUCACUCGUAGCUUUCGCGCUUCUUGUCUUUACGACCACACCGACAAAACCACCAAAAUAUCGAUUCGUCCUUUGCUUCCUAGGCUUCGUUGUCUCCAUCUCAUGGAUUUCUACCAUUGCGAAUGAGGUUGUUGGUGUUCUGAAAGCUUUUGGAGUCAUUCUCGGUAUUUCCGAUGCCAUUCUUGGGCUUACAAUUUUCGCGGUUGGCAACUCGCUCGGUGAUCUUGUUGCUGAUAUCACUGUCGCUCGUCUUGGAUAUCCUGUCAUGGCCCUGUCAGCUUGUUUUGGGGGGCCUAUGCUCAAUAUCCUGCUUGGCAUCGGGAUCUCAGGAUUAUACAUGACAUUGAAGGAAGCCAACCAUAAACAUGCGAAGCAUCCGUCAGACGAAAUCAGAUACAAGCCGUACAAAAUCGAGGUCAGCCGGACUCUAAUGGUUUCGGCCGCUACGUUAAUCGUCACGCUUCUUGGAUUGCUGAUUGCUGUACCAAUGAACAAAUGGGUCAUGAGUAGACGGAUUGGAUGGGGUCUUAUAGGUCUAUGGACUGUAAGCACUAUUAUUAAUCUUGGUGUCGAGAUCAGUGGCUGGGGGACCAUCACCUCAUGA
Glarea lozoyensis ATCC 20868 is the source of this 3183-nucleotide messenger RNA. RefSeq lists its product as uncharacterized. Lineage: Eukaryota; Fungi; Ascomycota; Leotiomycetes; Helotiales; Helotiaceae. The record is from RefSeq and is a predicted model, not a curated record. Bases 1 to 3183 code for a protein of 1060 amino acids. The transcript has 2 exons. Gene Ontology annotation, cellular component: membrane. Gene Ontology annotation, molecular function: monoatomic cation transmembrane transporter activity. Gene Ontology annotation, biological process: transmembrane transport; intracellular calcium ion homeostasis; monoatomic cation transport.